AAUUUGAGUCGUAUAACGUCCUCCAUACCUUCUUUUACGGUGGCCUGGAGGUCUUGUCCCAGCCUUGGAUUGGGUAGACGGUUUGACGCGUCGGACUGGGGGCCCUCAUAUGUGGAGGCGGUCAGACCCCUGCUGAGCAGCACCCUCUGAGACAGAGCAGGCACAGGGCAGACCACCGGAGGACUCUGCGUGCAGAUAAUGAUGAAGUCUUCCCUCUGGAGCCUCUUGUUGUGGGCUGCGCUGCUGCUGUCUGAUGUUCUGGCCACAUACCAGCUCAAUGCGUGGGAUCAUCAGCUGAUCGCCGCGCAGAGCCACGCACAAACCAGAAAUAAUGGCCGACCACCGUCCAGGACCCUGGACCCUGCAAUUCACAGAAGUGAUUACACGUAUAGAGGAGGGUAUCACUACCACAACCAGCCACCAAGGAUCCCUCCACCGGUAGUGUAUCGACCUAUGCCUCUGUUUCCUCCAGUGACUUACCACAGGCCCUCAGUCCCCAUGCCGCCCUAUCACUACAGAUACAAAGGGCCAGUUGCACCCCAAAUGCACCACACAUACAAAGGGCUGUCUCCACCAGUAGCCCACCAUCCCCAUCAAAGGCUCAAAGGCCAAUUCCCUUAUAAAUCAAAAGGUCCAUGUCCAAUAAAGUCAGACCCAACAGUACCAACACCACCUGUGGUACACCUUCCUACCGUCCCUCCAACUCUACCAGAGCCAACAGUGCAGCCCACUCUGCCAGCAACUCCAGUAGCACCAGUGACAACCAUCCUGCCAGUGGUGGUGACCACUGUGCUGCCGGUGGAGACCACGGCUCCUGUGACGCUACCGGUCAGUACCCAAAGCGGCUUCAUCACCACCAUCAGUCCUGUGGAGACAGAGACAGAUUCUCAGUGUAGGAGCCGUACCCUGGACCUGGUCUUUAUCAUUGACAGUUCUCGCAGCGUGCGUCCUGGGGAGUUUGAGAAGGUGAAGAUUUUCCUGGCUGACAUGGUCGACACGUUGGACAUUGGCUCGGACGCCACCAGAGUGGCUGUGGUUAACUACGCCAGCACGGUCAAGAUCGAGUUCCUCCUCAAAAGCCACUUCAACAAACCCGACAUGAAGAAAGCCAUCUCCCGCAUCGGGCCCUUGGCAGCCGGCACCAUGACGGGCCUCGCCAUCAAGACCGCAGUGAAUGAAGCCUUCACUGAGGAGUCUGGAGCCCGGCCUCGCUCCAGGAAAGUCACCAAAGUAGCCAUCAUUGUGACAGAUGGGAGACCACAGGACCAGGUGGAGGAGGUGUCUGCUGCAGCUCGGGCUUCAGGCAUUGAGAUCUACGCUGUCGGGGUAGACCGAGCUGACAUGCGCUCCCUGCAGCUGAUGGCCAGCAUCCCUCUGGAGGACCAUGUCUUCUAUGUGGAGACCUACGGCGUGAUCGAGAAGCUCACCUCAAAGUUCAAGGAGACACUGUGCGGUCUGGACCCCUGUGCCAUGGGACAUGACUGCCAACACAUAUGUGUCAACAGCAAUGCCUCUUAUUACUGCCAGUGCCGGAAAGAUUUUAUCUUGAAUGCGGACAAGAAAACAUGUUCCCAGAAACAGAUGAAGGCGGCGGUGGUGGUGGAGGAUCCCUGUAAAUGUGAAGCCAGACUGGCUUUCCAGAAGCAGACACAGGCUGCCAUCCAGCAGCUCACAGCCAAGCUAGCCGAUGUGUCUGGGAGAAUCGAGCGUCUGGAGAUCAUGGUGGGCCGUGCUUAAAGCUGGACACAACGAGACGGUUCGCUGGUUUACUUCCUGGACAUGGACAUGUGCUUCCUGUCAUCCACCCUCCCACAACUACUGUAUGGACUUCAACCACAGAAGGAGUGAAGCUGUGAUUCAUAAACGAAUAUCCCUCAAGUUGCUGACUGUAACAAUAUCCGCAUUUGAAUGUGUGCUUGUCGUUAAUGCAAUAUUUUUUAAACUGCAGUUAAAGCUACUUUAAGCUACUUACACUAUUUCUUCUAAACACCUAUGAUCAUAGUAUAACGUAUGUUAAACAAGUGUUAUUUCUAUGGUUUCUUCUGUAUUGUUUUUAUGUGUCCUGUUUGUACAAAGUUGCAUAUUGUGUAUAUAUUAGUUAUAAUGAAAUAUCAAAAUGUAUUUACUUAGAUAACAAUUUUGAUAGACACGUCUUUAUGUUUCAAAGCAUUCAACCAGUAAAAUGUUUAAUACUUAACAUAUUUUUGCAUAUUUUCUUUAUUAUAGCCUCUCUAUGACAACAAUUUUACUGUCAAAAGUUUUUUUGUUGUAUCAUGAGUUAUAGAAUUGUUCAUCUUCUGUAUCUGUGAAUGUUAUGAGAUGACAUUUCAUGUUUGCUAAGAAUUAUAAAUGUAACCAUGCAAACACAUUGGACAAUAAAAUAAUCCCAAAGGAGGUAGUUGUGCA
Molecule: messenger RNA, 2406 nt
Organism: Etheostoma spectabile (orangethroat darter)
Lineage: Eukaryota; Metazoa; Chordata; Actinopteri; Perciformes; Percidae
Gene: matn3a
Product: matrilin 3a
Exons: 7
Coding region: 199-1737 (512 amino acids)
Molecular function (GO): calcium ion binding
Source: RefSeq, a predicted model, not a curated record